AUGCCUCUGCGAAAAAAGCUCAAAGCUCGCUCCGUAUCUCCAGGCAAACGAUCAGCAUCUGGGUCGACUUCACCCACGAAAGAAGUCGAUGACGAGUUCGAGAAUGUAGUUGCACCUGCGAGCAUGGAAAUCGACCUCGAUGAGGCUAGAAAGGUCAUCAAUGAAUUUAGGUCCUCGUGCCUCAAUAGAGCAACAUCAUGUGCUGUUUCGGGCGAAGGAGAGUCGUGGUGUCCAGGUCCCCCCAUUGGUCCCGGCGUUCAGGCUUGCCAUAUCAUCCCUCAGCACCAUUACCAUAUAUAUCCCGUUGCUGGCGGGGACGCAGAUGACGAUGUACCUCUUGAAGCGAGUAAUCGCAGGCUGAAAGAAGCAUGGCAAAGCACAUGGAGCCCGAGGAACGGCAUCCUACUCAUGAAGCACCUUCAUGACUUUUUCGACGCACGACUCUUUUCCAUACAUCCUCGCACACUCCGCAUCCGAGUUUUUGUCCCAUAUAAUGCUCUGACGAGAUUCAACGGCCAAAGAGCUUCAGUACCUAAUACCAUCGAUCGAAAGGCCCUACGCCAUCACUACGAAAUGUCAUGCAUUGAAAAUAUGGCUGCUGAACGACCAAUCCUAGAUGUAAUCUCACCUACAGCAAGUAGGAUGACUUCAGGCAUGGCGACGCCGCUUACCGCGAAAACUGACUUGCCUGCAACGCCGACCUCGGGAGAUCCAGGCAAUGGGAGGGUAGGCGACCCGACUAAGAAAUCGCGACCGAACUAUCCCGACCAAAGCCAACAAAAAAACGCUUCGAUGCCGGGGGACUUGCUGCACACACUUAAUAUAGUAGAGUUGGUGGAUGAGCGAGGGCAGAAACACAAGGGACUGGAUGACGACGAGACUUGUUCGCUGGAUGAGUGGCUAGAGCAGUAUGCGGCGGAUCGUUUCAUUACAUCCGACAAUAGUGAGGAGUUCCUGAAAGACGUUAACUGGGAACUACGUAAGUUCAAGAAGAGACGUCAACUCAUUAGUUAA
Fusarium oxysporum Fo47 is the source of this 1014-nucleotide messenger RNA. RefSeq names its product HNH endonuclease signature motif containing protein. The transcript has a single exon. The record is from RefSeq and is a predicted model, not a curated record. Lineage: Eukaryota; Fungi; Ascomycota; Sordariomycetes; Hypocreales; Nectriaceae. Bases 1 to 1014 code for a protein of 337 amino acids.